UCUGGGACUGCUGAUCUACUUCCACCCCCCUGGGAAUGCUGACUUCAGAGAUCUGGGCCUGAGGUUGUAUAAAUGCCCUGCAGAGUUGCAGUCCAGCACUCUUGGCCUCCUCACCUCUGCCAGCCUUCUGGGCUCUCCACCCAGCACCACCAGCAUCAUGCUCCGGCAAGCCCUUCUCCUCUCCACCUGCUUCGCUCUGGCUAUGACUUACCCUAUGCUGCUUCAGGAAUUCUUUGCUGACUUAGAGUCAAUCAUGGACAUAGAGUACACUGGCCUCGAGUCAACCAGUGGCCUAGAGUCAACCACCGUCCCCACUGACCUGAAGUCGACAACUGUCCUAGAGUCAACCACAGGCCUAGAGUCAACAAUUGGCUUAGAGUCGACAGCUGGCCCCACUGACCUGGAGGCAACCACUGGCCACACUAACCUGGAGUCAAUCACAGAUCUAGAGUCAACCUCUGGCCUAGAGUCGACCACUGGCCCCACUGACCUGGAGUUGACCACUGGCCUACAGUCAACCACUGGCCUAGAGUCAGCCAUUAGCCCCACUGACCUGGAGUCGACCACUGGCCUAGAGUCAGCCACUGGGUGCAUGAACCUGGAGUCAACCACUGGCCCACAGUCAACAACUGACCUAGAGUCGACCACUAGCCCCUCUGACCUGGAGUCAACCACUGGCCCACAGUCAAUCACUGGCCUACAGUCAACUACUAGCCCCACUGACCUGGAGUCGACCACUGACCUACAGUCAACCAUUGGCUUAGAGUCAACCACUGGCCUAUCAGACUUGACCACUCACCAUGACUUCACUGAAGAUGCAGAAACAACCACUGAAGUGUAUUUGGAGAACACACAGACUUUUGAAGGUGUCACUGCUGGUUAUUCUGAAGAGCCUGUGGCUGAAGCAUGAGAUGACCCAGUAUCUCCAUGGGCAGGAACAAGCCCAAUGCAGUGUUUUUUGUUUAGAAAAUGAAGCAGAUUCUCAUACCUGUGACUGUUGCUCUAUUAAUCACAACUUUCCAAGAAGGUUCCGAGUCUUUGAACAAGACUUCUAUUCCAUCAUAGGAGCUUGGAUAAUUAUAAAAGAUUAGUGAGACAUGGAAUGUACCCACUUGAGGAUAAACAGAGUGGCAGGGAUUGACAAUACACAGACAGAUGAAAGGCAUUUCUCAAACACAUCCUGUUUAAAACAGGCUCAAUAAAUGUUCAUCUGCACUGACUGAAGUUUUGAGGGGGGAGGUUAUUUUACAAGGCAACAUAUUGCUUAGUUGCCUUGUUUUCAUACCAAUAGCCAUUUUAUUCCUCUCUGAUACAUGCUUUAUGUUGUUUAGUUGCUGAGUUGUGUCCAACUCUUUGCAACCCCAUGGACUGCAGCAUGUCAGAAUUUUCUAUCCUUCACUAUCUCCCAGUUUGCUCAAACUGAUGUCCAUUGAGUUGAUGAUGUCAUCCAACCACCUCAUUCCCUGUUGUCCCCUUCUCUGCCUAUCCUCAGUCUUUCCUAGCAUUAGGGUCUUUUCCAAUGAGUCGGCUCUUCACAUCAGGUGGCCAAAGUAUUGGAGCUUCAACUUCAGCCUCAGUUCUUCCAGUGAAUAUUCAGGGCUGAUUUCCUUUAGGAUUGGCUGGUUUGAUCUUUUUGCUGUCCAAGGUACUCUGUAAUCAGACGCUAACUCUUUCUGGCCACAGCAAAGUAUGAAAUGAACCUAUGGAAAAUAUAUUGGUGUUUCUAUUCCUAGUAUAGCAAACUACCACAAACGUAGUAGAUUAAAAUAAUAUAUAAACCUCGUAUUUUAUAGUUUUGUAGCUCACAAUUCUGAAAGGUAUCUCACUGAAUUUAAGACAAUGUGUUGGCAGGGCUGAGUUCCUUUCUGGAAACUUUCUGGAAGAAUCAAUUUCCUUUCCCACUUUCCAUAGCCCUCUUAUGUCUUUGAAGCCAGCAAAAGUUGACUGAUUCUCACAAUAUAUCGCAGAGUCACCAACACCUACCAUGCUGCCCCUUGUCUUCCACAUCUGAGCCCCACCUGGAUUAUCUAGGAAAAUCUCUAUUUCACAGGCAAUUGAUUAAUGACCUUUAUUCCUCCCUUUGCUGUGUAACUCAACAUAUUCAUUGGGCAAGAAUGACACAAAAGUUUGUAAAAUGUUCCAUAAAAAAAAUUGUACAGAAUUAAAGUGUAUGGUAUGAUGAUUUGAUAUACACAUGCAUAGUGAAAAGAUUACCACAAUAAAGUUGAUUAACAUACCUUUCA
This is a messenger RNA of Cervus elaphus (red deer), 2243 nucleotides long. Its product is annotated as mucin-22-like. Lineage: Eukaryota; Metazoa; Chordata; Mammalia; Artiodactyla; Cervidae. The transcript is spliced from 6 exons. The record is from RefSeq and is a predicted model, not a curated record. Bases 158 to 910 code for a protein of 250 amino acids.